Molecule: messenger RNA, 1032 nt
Organism: Zasmidium cellare ATCC 36951
Lineage: Eukaryota; Fungi; Ascomycota; Dothideomycetes; Mycosphaerellales; Mycosphaerellaceae
Exons: 1
Coding region: 1-1032 (343 amino acids)
Source: RefSeq, a predicted model, not a curated record
AUGCCACCGCCAAAAGUCCCUUACCAGCCUUACGCUGACGUCCAUCAAACCCCAGCCGGUCCGGGAGAUGCUCGUCCCACAGCCCUGCAAAUCAUCGAAGACAAUGAUCUCCUCGGCAAGCUCACCAACAAGACCGUCCUCAUCACCGGAGGUUCUUCCGGCAUAGGCGUGACCACCGCAGCAGCUUUCUACGAGACCGGAGCAAAAGUCCUAAUCACAGCUCGAGACAUGCCUAAAGUCGAAAAAGUCAUCGACGAUAUCGUGCACAACUCUCCUUCGAAAGACAAGAAAUUCCCUCGACCAGAAGCCAUAGAAGCUCACCUCGACAACCUCCAAUCUGUUCGAGACGCUGCGAAAGUCAUAAAAUCCAAAGUCUCCAGCCUUAACAUCCUCAUCAACAACGCCGGAAUUGCCUUCAUCCCCUACUCCAAGACUGUGGAUGGUUUCGAGCUGGGAAUCGGAACAAACCACUUCUCACACUUCCUCCUCUUCCAAGAACUCAAGCCACUGCUCCUCGCCGGCGCCAAAGAAUGCGGGUCGACGUCGAGGGUCAUCAACAUCUCCUCCGCAGCACACAGAAGAUCGGCCGUCCAUGUCGAUGACAUCAUUUUCGAGCAUCGAGAAUAUGAUCUCUACUUAGGCUAUGGCCAAAGCAAAACCGCGAAUAUCUGGAUGGCGAAUGCUUUGACCCGAAAGUACGGCGCUGAGGGUCUCACCGGCUUGUCCGUCCAUCCUGGUGUGAUAGCGACGGACUUGGGGAGGCAUAUGUCACAGAAGCAGAUUGAUGACCUGAUAGCAAGGAACCAAUCAAGAAUCAAGUCUCUUGAACAGGGUGCGGCGACUACGGUUUGGGCGGCGGUGAGUCCGCACUUUGAGGAUGUGGCGAAUGGAGGGAGGUAUUUGGCAGAUGUUGGAGAGGCGGGAACUGCUGGUAGUAAUCAUGAGGCGUAUUCGCCACAUGCCUAUGAUGAGGACGGUGAAGACAAGCUGUGGAAGCUGAGUUGUAAGGCUGUUGGAGUUGAUGAAGAUUGA